Molecule: messenger RNA, 3960 nt
Organism: Fomitiporia mediterranea MF3/22
Lineage: Eukaryota; Fungi; Basidiomycota; Agaricomycetes; Hymenochaetales; Hymenochaetaceae
Product: Trs120-domain-containing protein
Exons: 15
Coding region: 1-3960 (1319 amino acids)
Cellular component (GO): trans-Golgi network
Source: RefSeq, a predicted model, not a curated record
AUGGAACACUUAUUUGCGUCUCUGGCGCAUAUCCGCAUACUGUUACUUCCGGUAGGGAACAUACAGCGGGCGACGUUCGACGGAUGGGCCGGAGACAUUAAGGAUUUCGAGGAAAUACGUUUGAGCGAUGUGCCCGCUGACAGUCGAGAAGAUAGAGCUCGUUUCAUGCCGAAUCCACUUGCUACUGGGACUCUAUUUCUGAGCUUUCUAAGGCACCCUCCAUCUCCUUCAUGUGGAAAGCUUGACUUGUUUCGUCCAUCUGAAUUUCCCCUUGGGGUCGUUGGAAUCGCCAAUUGCUCACAGUCCGAUGCCUUAUCAUCCAUAUACUCGCAAUUUAACGGGACUCUCGCGGAGUUAUUCCCUCCCGACUCAAUUUUCCCACUUGCACGAAACUGCUUUGUUUUUGAAGAAGGAGAUGGGAAUACCAAUCUGAACAUAGGGAAUCAUAUGCCAGGCCUGGUGGUAAUCCCGAGUAUGAUGGGAAACAAAAAGUUGUACAUUGGUACGCUUCUGGCCGAGCUAUGUUCAAAUAUUCUAGGCGAGUUUUCUAUGAUGAUAAAGACGCUAGAAUCCUCAGCCGGGACCGACGCACUUAAUGCUGGAUUACUCGCACGUAUGCCACUUUACAAAUCAAGCCGUGCGUCGCUAGAUGCUCAAGAUGCUGGGAGGCCCUCCAGCGUCGCGUCUCCUUUACAUACUCUUCCGGAGAAUGGUUUAUCUACUCGCCAGUCAGAUCCAAGGUUAAACAUGAAACGCGCUUCUACACUAGGACCUGGUAUCGGUGGAACGAGUAAUCGAAGCUCACAGCAAAUGGUACAGUCAAAGCGCCAGGGUACACUCUCUUCUUCCUCAACGAAACAUGCGAGAUUGUACAAAGUCUUGGGAGACCUAUUUCUCCUUGCUGGUCGGACGAUGGAUGCCUCAAUAUGGUACAAUGAAGCAGUUCAUGUUCUAAAGCAGCCACAAGAUCUGAUGUGGCAGGCGUCGGCCUUGGAAGGUGUUGCCAUCGCGGGGGUGAUAGAUGCCUGGUCUACCAUAAAUAGUCCGGUCACUGCGAAUAACCAGUUAGCAGACACAUGGAGGGACCUCGCUGAGAAACUGUCGAGCGCCGUGUCCCUGUAUUAUUCUGCGGCUGAGGUUGCCGAAGCCGAGGGCUGUAUGCCUGAACUAUCGUUCCUGUACAUUAAUGCUUGCAUCCGUCAUGCCUCACUCAUGUAUUACAUGUGCUUAGCAGACGGCAUGCAUCCCCUCGCAUUUGACGGCCUACUCCACGGUCGAAUGGGCGAUCGGCAGUCUGAUGAUAAGAUACGAUUAAACCUCAUCAGCGGACGUUCGGGAAUCUCACGCUCAGAUAUCUCGGAGAUCCUUGCGCAAGCUCAUGGGCCCUGGCUAUUACAUCUUAGCUCUCGUGAACGCAUCGGGGCUCUUCGAGGUCUUGCCCAAAUGUAUUCGGGUUUGUUCUAUAGACGGAAAGAAGCCUAUGUUCUGAGAGAGCUCUUAGCCUGUCUGAUGGAUCUUGUAGUUCAAGGCCGCGAAGAAGCAAGAGGGUCGUCUGACCUGUCAUUGGUUGCAUCCAACAGUUCAAGUCCAAAUGUAGCCAUCAAAGAGAAUAAUGUCGGUGUGCGAGAGAGAGAUGACGUGGUCGGCAACGCAAGUAUUCUGCGACUCGUGAAGUACGUCUGUGAAGUGCACGGCGUCGACUUGGGUCAUGUCAGAUUCGCCACCAGCGGCGGUAGUAACGAGCGCCAGCAACGUCCCUCAUCAGAGAUACGGCCGGUCAAGCAUCAGGCAUCAAGCCAACCCUCGCGCCGAUACACCUGGUCAGAGCUUCAGGUGGGAUUAAUCAGGGAGUCACUCGCAGUUGCAGAAGCUCUACCCGAUUACGCAGCUGUUGUCCUAUUUGCUCUGUCUGCUCUGCAAGAUCUAUAUUCCUUACUUGACCCAGAAGACCAGUUCCAUUUCCACACUGCCGCUUCACGUGCUCUUGCAACGCUUAGACGUCGAGGAGAUGAUAGGAAGCUGGGAUACUGGCUGGACGAACUUAUUCUCAAUGUGCGCUACGUACCGAUGCCCUUUGGUAAACUACCUCUCGAGAGGCCAUGGUCAGAUAUCCAGGAACAGGCAGGGAGUGGUGAAGAGCUUGCUAGAACUGAUCCUUUUCUGUUUAAUCCGAGACGGCUGUUAAGCAAUAAGCGCCAAGCAUUUGCCGUUGCCAACGAACUCAUAGAAUUUGUUGUUACAUUGGAAAAUCCGUAUUCUGUGGCGCUUGACAUUCUUGAAGUGCAACUCAGUACUUCUGGUGCCCCCUUUGUUGGGAAGCCCCAACCAGUCGUAAUUCCCGGUAACUCGUUUGAAACUGUAACAUUAUCUGGUCAGGCUACGGAAGCUGGCAUACUUGUUGUGCGCGGGUGUAGCGUGCUAUUACCAGGAACCGAACGACACGAGACACUACUUCCUAUACUUAGCGAGGACGAAGAAGAAAGCCGCUUUUUAAAAGCCAUCGCGAACUUAAAUGAAGAGGGGAGGUCAAAAACACCCUCUCUGAAUGAGAGGUUUGAUAGAAGGCGUAAACACACUAGUGCGAUUUCUUCAGACGCUGGCGAAAAAGCACCCAAACCGAUAAAAUAUUUGGAGUUAAAGAUUGUCCCAGAGCAACCGUACCUGCGAAUACGUCGGACAUCACUCACGAAUGGUGCCGUCAUGGUCUACGAUGGUGAAACAUCGAUCAUUCGCCUCACUGUUGAGAACGUUUCCAGCCUUCCGAUUGACUUCCUUGAUCUCUCGUUCGAGGACUCAACGAAAGCACAGCUCGAGCAGCUACUCAAUGAGGAUCUGAAUGCGUUCGAUACGUACGAGACGGAGUAUAGUUUAGUGCAGAGGCCCGUGUUCUCUUGGGAGCCAGACAAAACUCGAAAAGAUAUUCCUCCUGGGAAGGAAAGCGUCAUCCUCGUCAAGUGCUUCGGGAAAGCGGGAUGCACCGACGGAACGAUACACAUAUCGUAUUCCUAUGCUCAUCGACCGCGCGAUGGCUCUAAUACUCCGCAAACUGCAUUCUAUACGCGACAAUUGCUGUUUCCGGUCCUUGUAUCCGUUUACCAAAUGCUAGAGUGUUCAGGAAUGAAUAUUCUGCCGUUAUCUGCCUUGGCGGAUGCAGAAGAUGUACGGAAUGAAUGGGGCAGCCUGUUAGCCGAUAUUGACGAUGUCGCUUGGUGCGUCCUUGCGCUGGACGUGCAGAAUAUGUACGGAUUGGCUUUCGAAGUCAUUCUGUCGUAUAAUUCAGAAGUUUCAACCUCACGGGUGAUCCCACCAGGAUCAACAUAUAGAUUAUUAUUGCCCAUUGAGCGAUUCUCUCUACUAGCAUCUGCGUGCGAUAAACCUAUACCUUCUUUAAUGAACCGACAAUUCGUAGUUUCUGGCCUAGCAAGCGAUGAGGAUAAAGCUCAAAGGGAACUCUUCUGGCACAGAGAGGAACUCCUGAAGAGGGUGCAUGCGUCCUGGAAAGAGGCUGCAGGGUCCAGAACAGGAGAGUUGUCAUUGCGACAGCAACGUUUCACUCAGCCGAUGCUGAACACCCUCCGAAUGGACGAUAUACGCGUUAGUUUGUCCUUGUCAGACAUCCAGGGCAGUGAAUCGUCUACACAUGGCAGAGGGACCUAUGUUGCAUCUCCUAAUGAAUACGUAGUGGUGACAGCAACAGUGCAGAAUCUGACGCCUUCAUCCCUUGUGCUAUCACUUUCGCUCAGCGCUGAACCUUCUGAAAGUGUCUUAUACGAUGGUUCCCUGAAAGACAUCCCUCUUGGUCGUAUAGCAAGUCAAGAGUCGAAGGAGCAUCAGGCUACCGUCAUUUUCGUGGCUCAAGGCAACUUCAGGGUCUUCGCACAAGUUCGGGAGGUGGUCGUUGGCCAAGAGUCAAGAGUGUGUGGGAUGGGGCAUAUCGUGGUGGAGUCGCGGGACGAUUGA